This is a messenger RNA of Rhipicephalus microplus (southern cattle tick), 811 nucleotides long. RefSeq lists its product as uncharacterized. Lineage: Eukaryota; Metazoa; Arthropoda; Arachnida; Ixodida; Ixodidae. The record is from RefSeq and is a predicted model, not a curated record.
AUUAUUCUGCUGCUGCACAGGUUUCAUGCACUACUUGGGCAUUCUCUCCUCUUUCAGUAAAAAUCGCAAGCUAAUAAUUUAGGCUAGAACCAGAGCGGUGUUUCAAGUUUUCAUCGUCGCAUACCUAACAUGGCGAGGGUAUUCUUGUUUGCUCUUAUUUCUCUCUCUUUGAACAUGAUAGUGCUGACGAAACUUGGACUCCCUGGCGGUCCUCAGAAGCUGAGUCAUGACACUGCUGAUACCGUGAAGGUGUUUCAAAGCUUUCCGUAUGUUGUGUCUGUCACAGACUCGAACAAUGAUACCAUAUUUGAAUGCAUGGAAGCGAACAGAACCGAGUUUGAUCCAGUUGCAAAGACAGCCACAUUCGUAUGGAUAUUUCAGGCCCCGGAUUCCCCUGACAGGGUCGAGGUACCACUGCCACAGAAGGCGGGACAAGAGCCUGGAACGGUAGAAUUUUUGGACCCUUUUGAUCAGACACUAAGGGAAGGAAAAAUAUACUAUACUGACUACGAGACCUGUGCUAUUCUGGACUUUGAAGUUUAUGGACAUCAAUGCGCACUCUGGGUACGGAGAGACGUCGUCAAGUCCCUGUCGAAAGAAUGCAUCGGACCAGUUUGAGGACACCUGUGGUGUGGUGGUCCCUGAGAACCGCAGAAUACACUGUGGUGACGAGGGUAUUAAAAAGUAACCACACGAACAAUUCAUUUACCAUUCCCCAAGGGCAGCAAUGAAGUGAAACUUCCGGCAAACUUCUGAUGAACUACGUGGAGUAUGUAAGCGAGAAUUAAACAAGCCAGUUUCGUAUGAAGAA